UAUAUAUUAGUUUCUCAAUGUGCCUCUCUAAAUAUAAUCUCUCUCUCUCCCUCUCUCCUUCUCUCACUAACCAAAUGGAUCCUCGAAUCGCCGCAACAUCCGUGUUCCGGUGGUCUCGGAGUCGCCGGAAGAUUCAUAUCCGCCGUAGAAAGUCACAGGUAGUGCGUCUUGGCGGGAAUCACAACGUGGUGCCACGUGGCGGAUUCUCGUUGAAGAAGAUGGUGAGGAAGAUGAAGCUGAGAUGGUUGAGAUUACACUACGUGAGACUGGUGAAGAAGAUCAACGGGUUUUAUCGUAAUUUGGUGAAAGAGUUCUUAGACGCAGGAGCUGAGCUUGAAGCGAUUCAGAAGCGAAUGGCGGUUGAAGCGGGUUCGUUUGCGGUUCCGGGUUUCGGUCUAUCUUUCGCCUCUAUGUCAGUUCAUGACCGAGCAAGGCAUUUUCUUGUAUAGUAAUAAUAUUAAUAAUCACAUUCAUAAGCUUUUGUUAAUUACCUUUAUUGUUGUUGUAAUUGUAUCUUAUAAACUCUAUAUUAUUUUUCACUGUGAUUUCGUAUUUCGUGGAAUCAUGAGACCGCUGGGAUGUGACAUUGGAAUUAGUAGCAUAUAUGGUUGUAAAACUAUAUAGUUAAUAUCCAGACGCAAAAACUAUCAGGGCCGGCUUACAAGGGGGGGACAAGCGGUGCGACCGCCCCGGAUCCGAAUCCGUGUCCCCCCGUGUAAUGAUAAAUAAGGGGUCCAAUUUUUUAUAAAUCUAUAUUUUUAUAUAUAAAAAAAUUAUAAAUACAAUAAAUAAAAUUGAAAAGGGCCCAAAAUUAUUUGAUAUGUAUAUAGUUUUAUUUUCAUUACAAAAUAUACAAAAUAUUAUUGAUUAAAUU
Molecule: messenger RNA, 874 nt
Organism: Brassica napus (rape)
Lineage: Eukaryota; Viridiplantae; Streptophyta; Magnoliopsida; Brassicales; Brassicaceae
Exons: 1
Coding region: 18-449 (143 amino acids)
Source: RefSeq, a predicted model, not a curated record